AUGACCUGGUCGAAAACGCUUGGAGUCAGCUUGGCAGCCGCCUCUUUGGUUGGCAUCUCUCAAACCAACGGUUUUCAAGGGCAAUUUCGGGAGAGUUCGUAUUCCGUUGAAACAAAAAGGGCACAAAAAGCAACGGAGUUGGUGGAACGAUGGAUGGUAAGUGGUCUAGAAUACCGUGGAAUCUCUGUAUAACGAAUCGAAAAAAACCAAAAUAAAUUUUUUUUAAAUUGUUUGUUAUAGAAAGGUUUUGUUGUAGACAGGGUUUUUCAGGCAAAAGGGGCAUUUUUAGAGAGCUGAAAAUGUUUGUUAUAGAGAGUUUUUGUUACAGAAAGAUUUUUUAAAAAUGUUUGUUAUCGAGAGGUUUUGUUGUAGAGAGGUUUUUACCCUAAAAAUUGACUUUUAAGGGAACUGAAAUUAUUUGUUAUAGAGAGUUUUUGAUGUAGAGAGUUUUCAAAAAGAUGUUUGUUAUAGAGAGGUUUUGCUUUAAAGAAGUUUUUUCACCCCAAAAUUGGAUUUUUAGAGAGUCGAAAUUGUUUUUUAUAAAGAGUUUUUGCUGUAGAGAGGUCUUCAAAAAAAUGUUUGUUAUCGAGAGGUCUUGUUCUACAGAGAUUUUUUGACCUAAAUUUGAAGUUUAAAACCGAUGAAAUUGUUUGUUAUAAAGAGUUUUUGUUGUAGAGGGGUUUAAACAAAAGUGUUUGUUAUAGAGAGAUUUUGCUCUACAGAGAUUUUUUGACGUAAAUUUGAAUUAUAAGACCGCUGAAAUUGUUCGUUAUACAGAGGCUUUUCAACAAAAAAUUUCAAUUUUUCAGAAGGUCUCAGGUACUCCCGGCGCAACCGUCGCUGUCUCCGUCGACGGCCGGCUGGUUUAUUCGCAAGGUUUUGGGCUGGCGGACGUUGAGAACUCGUCCAAAUGCCAUUCAAACAGCGUCAUGAGAAUUGCGAGCAUCAGCAAGCCGGUGACCGCAACCAUCGCCGCAAAAUUGGUCGAUAAUGGGGCUUUGGACUUGGAGAAGUCCAUUUAUGUAAGUUGCAUGUAUGGUCCACUAAAGUUGAUAACACAAUUCCUAUCUUUGAAAAUGAUAUUUCAGGAGUACCUCCCCGACUUUCCGAAGAAGAAAUGGGACGGAAAAGAAGUUGAUAUCACGGUUAGACAGUUGCUUGGACAUCGAGGCGGAAUUCGGCAUUAUGAUAAGGUAAGAGAUGAAACAAAGCGAAGUUUCAAACACGCUUUUAAAACUUUUUUUGGCAAUAACCCCGCUGUAAGACCCUCCACAGCGAAACCUCCCUAUAACACACAUAGAAUGCCUUUAUAUUUUUUUCAGAAUCCCGAGACCUCUCCAGACGAGCCCCAUCCCAAAACGAUUGAUGAGUUAUACCAAUCGUAUAAUGAGAAGGAGCCAAAAUACGAAUUCUUGCUUCGGAAACGCUUCGAAAAUACGACGGAGGCUUUGGAAUUAUUCAAAAAUGAUGACUUAAUCAAGAAACCGGGUAAGUUGAAAAAGUCGUACUUAAAAAAAUAAACUAGGAACCCCGUAUUUUACCUACAUAUAUAUUAGUUGAAAUUGCCUAAAAUUUCCUGUGACACUUUUUUACAGAAAAAACUCUCUAUAACAAACACUUUCAAGGGUCGGGGAAAGUCAAUUUUAAGUUAAAAUAAAAGUUUUUACUAUGUAUUCAUAUGAUGUUUAUACGAAACCUAACGGAAAAUUUCCAAAUUUCUAUAAACCUCCACAACAAAACCUCUCUAUAACGACCAAUUUCAAGGGUCUUGAAAAUCAAUUUUUAUAACAUCAUCAGCCUGUCGGGAAAAUAAUGGGCACUUGUUUUUAGAGACCUCCAUAAUAAAACCUUUCUAUAACAAACAGUUUUUAAGGUUUCAAAAAGUCAAUUUUAUAACAUCCUUAGUCUGUCGGGAAAAUAAUGAGCACUUGUUUUUAGAGAUCUCCAUAAGAAAACCUCUCUAUAACAAACAAUUUCUGCGGCUUUGAAAAGUCAAUUUUUCGACAUUAUCAGUCUGUCGGGAAAAUAAUGAGCACUUGUUUUUAGAGAUCUCCAUAAGAAAACCUCUCUAUAACAAACAAUUUCUGCGGCUUUGAAAAGUCAAUUUUUCGACAUUAUCAGUCUGUCGGGAAAAUAAUGAGCACACUGUCGCAUCGAAAAUCAGAUCGCCGCCGAGAAAACGAAUUUUUUCGCGGAGAAAAUGAAAUUGCUUUUCAGUUCAGCGAGCGGCAUAAAAAAUUGUGCUCAUUAUUUUCCCGACAGACUGAUAAAACGCCAAACCGAAUCUUCGUACAGCGAAACCCUUACAUAACAAAAAAAAAUUUUUUGGUACCUUGCGAGUCGUUAUGCAGAGGUUCUGCUAUAUUUUACUCAUUUUUUAUAGUCGUACCUUCGUAUUUUCCCAUUUUUUAGGCGACUUCAGCUACACGACUCAUGGAUUCGCCCUUCUCGCGGCGUGUCUGGAAAAAGCCUCCGGCAAAUCGUUCAAAAAAUUGGCCUCCGAACUUUUCACCGAUCUCGGCAUGAACAGCACUUGUUUGGAUGUGAACGACAAAAUUAUUUCGAACAGAGCCCGAUACUAUCGAAGAAAUCGAAAGCAUGAAUUGGUCAACGUGCCGGAAGUGGACGUCUCUUACAAACAUGCAGGCGGAGGGAUCUUGUCGACUAGUCAGGAUCUACUCAAAUUGGCAAAUGUUGCGCUGGCUAGGUGAGCUAUUUAAUAUUAUCAGUCUGUCGGGAAAAUAAUGAGAAAAAUCUCGCUUCGCCGCUGAAGUGAAAAGCAAUUUGAUUUUCUCCGCGAUACAAUUCAUUUUCUCAGCGGCGAUGCGAUUUUCGAUGCGAUAUAGUGGUCACUAUUUUCCCGACAGACUGAUAAAUGAAAAAAUCGAUCUGCAAUUUCGGACAUGCAUUACAGUCAGAUCAAAAUCAGUCUGUAAUGAAUACUAGUCCUUCCGGAAAGUCGCGGAAGUGAUUUCUGCGACACGCACUGUGCGAAAACAAAAGUGUUCUUUGCACUGUGCAAUUUCUUGCUUUUUGCACCGUGCAAUGGGCAUUUUCCCGCUGUCUCACCCUGACCUUUUUUGCACAGUGUAAACGCCUAAAAUCAGCCCGGCAACUUUCUGGCAGGACUAGUAACAGUGUGUCGGGAAAAUAAGGAACAACUGCCGCAGCAAAAAUCGCAUCGCUGUCGAGAAAAUAAAGUGCGUCGCUUCAUUUUUUUGGCAACUUUCCGGAGGAACUACGAUAAUUCUGGAGGCCUCAAGAGUUUUCUCCAAGUCUUUGUUUGGAGGUAGAUCACAUUUUCCAACGGAAAUAUUCAGCAAAUCUUAUUGUUAGAGCAAGCCCCUAGAGUCAGUGUUAAGCCAAAAAAGUUCUGUACAACAAAACCCUCCUAUAAACAAAAAAAAGCGAACAAUUUUUGACCCGCUGAGGAACCUCUUGCAACCUUUCUUUUCAGCUCUCUAGGUGUCCCUGGCGCAUACCUGACUCAAAGUACCAUGAAGGAAUUCCUGAAUGAGAAGUAUAGAACCGACGACUACAAGCAUUUUUACGCUCUCGGAUGGAUGGUCACUCCGGAUACCAAACAAGUUUCCGGGACAAAACAAAAUCAAACCGGAUACUUGUAAGUUUGCCAAGGGAGAUGUACUGUGUGAGACUCGCUGAUUUUUUGAAAACUUUUGACAUAUAUUGGACAUGGGGCGUCGCGACACUUUCGGGCAACCACUUUGCGGCCAGCCGACAUUUUUUGAUUAGAAUUACAAUUUUCCUCCCGUAAUCUACGUAGUACGAUAGAAAUUGUACAUUGACAACUCCUUGGCACUGAUAAGUACAAAAAUCUAUUCAAUUCAUCCACUGCGUUCAAAGUUAUGGGAUUUUGUUUUCAAAAAAUGAUAAAAAAUGCCUGGAUAAGCUUAUGACAGCUAUUCAAGCCACUUAUACACCUGGAAACUUAAUCCGCAACAUCCAGUUGUCAAUCCCAUCGUUUGAAUUUCCAGUUGUAAGCAAAUUUUGGCCGAUUUCAAGACAUGUCCGCAGAAUCUCCGUGGUUUUUCAAGCUGCCCGCAAAGUGGUUGCCCGCAGGUGUGGGCCCGCCGGACAUGGACCGCAUAUCAACUGCUGAAAAUUUUAGCUCUCGCUUUGCAGCGGCAGCCGCGAUAUUCAACGAGCUUUGCCGUCAAGAGAAUAGCCAAUUUGCCAAAAAACGUCUUGUUCUCACCAAUUUUUGACCUAAAAAUUUUACUCAUUUCUGUUUGGUAAAAUGCGAUUUGAUGACAUAUUAUCAACAUCUUUUAUCAGCCCUUUGAACCCUGCAAUUUGUUGUACAGAGAGUUGCACUAUGAUAAAAAAUCACUCUAUAUUUUUCUAUGAUCGUUAUAUUUUCCCAUUUUUCAGCUACCACACCGGAGCCGCGACUGGCUGCAGCUCGUUGGUGCUGUUCAAACCGACAACUUUGAGCUCAACCAAACCCCCGGCUGGGCCGAAAGGAGUGUGCGUGACCAUUCUGGCCAACUGCCAAGAGGUUUAUGAUGACAUAACAAAACUCGGCGAAGAAUUAGUCAAUGUUUUUGUGGCUGAAUCGGGUGAUUUGUGA
Messenger RNA from Bursaphelenchus xylophilus (pine wood nematode), 4591 nucleotides. Lineage: Eukaryota; Metazoa; Nematoda; Chromadorea; Rhabditida; Aphelenchoididae. The record is from the annotation of a GenBank genome assembly.